GCGUGCCGGGAACGUGCUGCGGCGCCGCGCCCGCAGCCAGAUGGAGCCCGACGGCGCGACCACAAAUCAGACGCAAACAGAAUCUCUAUCUCCGUCUCCCAACACUGUGUCACCGGUGCCUUUAAAUAAUCCAACCAGUGCCCCAAGGUUUGGAACAGUUAUUCCUAAUCGCAUCUUUGUAGGAGGAAUUGAUUUUAAGACUAAUGAAAAUGACCUAAGGAAGUUCUUUGCACAGUAUGGCUGUGUGAAAGAGGUGAAGAUAGUAAAUGACAGAGCUGGAGUAUCAAAAGGGUAUGGCUUCAUCACUUUCGAAACCCAAGAAGAUGCACAAAAGAUUUUACAAGAGGCUGAAAAACUUAAUUAUAAGGAUAAGAAAUUGAAUAUUGGUCCAGCAAUAAGAAAACAGCAAAUAGGGAUUCCUCGGUCAAGUGUAAUGCCAGCAGCUGGAACAAUGUACCUAACUACUUCAACUGGAUAUCCUUAUACUUACCACAAUGGAGUGGCUUAUUUUCAUACUCCCGAAAUUGCUUCUGUUCCACAGCCAUGGCCUUCACGCUCUGUUUCCAGUUCACCAGUGAUGGUAGCUCAACCGGUUUAUCAGCCUCCUACAUAUCAUUAUCAGGCACCAACACAGUGUCUUCCAAGUCAGUGGCAGUGGAGUGUUCCACAGUCUCCUGCCUCUUCACCCUCGUUCUUCUAUCUGCACCCAUCUGAAGUCAUUUAUCAGCCAAUAGAGAUUACCCAGGAAGGUGGAUGUAUACCUGCUCCUCUCUCUCUAGUGGAAGCUGCAGUUCCUGAGCCAUAUUCUGAUCAUGGAGUUCAAGCAACGUAUCACCAGCUUUACGCCCAGAGUGCCAUAGCCAUGCCAGCACCCGUGAUUCAAACUGAGCCAGUUAAAGAACCAAGGUUACAUUCUGUGAGAAGAAAUUUUUCUCAUCCUUCGUCUGUGAGUCUGAAACCUCGAUAUACACGAAGCCCCCAUUUUCAUCCUAGAAAAGAUUAUAGAGUGGAAGAUAAAAUUCUUACGUCACCUUCUUCUACAGAUUCAGUAAAAUAGAUUUUUAGCUUUCUGCCUUGCUAAUGUACUUGUCAUGUGGAGGGUUUGUAGUUCAGCUUCUAGCAUUUGCCUGAAUGUGCCUAAAUUGAAACAUUACUGCUUUUCAUAGAGUAAUAAAGUGAAAUCUUUCAGCUUGGAUGGGCAAACACAUGAAAUGCAGGAUAAAAUCAUGGUUUCCUUUCUUAAUAAAAAUACUUUUAGAGGACAACAUUGUAAUUUGUGAUACACAGACUACUAUAUAUACGUUACUUGGUAACGUAGAUUAUAAAACAACAUACUUUAUUAAAACGGAAAACUUAACAUGUCAAUUCUGGACUACAUUCAUUAAAAGUACCACUAGUUGCAAAGUAAAAGCCACCUACAUGCAUA
This is a messenger RNA of Rhea pennata, 1426 nucleotides long. RefSeq names its product boule homolog, RNA binding protein (gene BOLL). Gene Ontology annotation, biological process: 3'-UTR-mediated mRNA stabilization; positive regulation of translational initiation. The transcript has 11 exons. Lineage: Eukaryota; Metazoa; Chordata; Aves; Rheiformes; Rheidae. The record is from RefSeq and is a predicted model, not a curated record. The coding region runs from base 41 to 1057 and encodes 338 amino acids. Gene Ontology annotation, cellular component: cytoplasm. Gene Ontology annotation, molecular function: protein binding; translation activator activity; mRNA 3'-UTR binding.